Populus euphratica (Euphrates poplar) is the source of this 792-nucleotide messenger RNA. RefSeq names its product cysteine-rich receptor-like protein kinase 25. Bases 1 to 792 code for a protein of 263 amino acids. The transcript has 3 exons. NCBI's taxonomy places the organism in Eukaryota, Viridiplantae, Streptophyta, Magnoliopsida, Malpighiales, Salicaceae. The record is from RefSeq and is a predicted model, not a curated record.
AUGGUGAAAGGAAAACUCUCCAUUUUCCUGCUUUCCUUUGCAGCCCUCACGGAAGCACAGGAGAUCUUUUUCCUUGAUCAUAAAUGCUCAAACACAACCACUUUCGUAAGAAACAGCCCGUAUCAAGCCAAUUUAAAUAUCCUUCUCUCUUCGCUCGCCGCCAAUGCAACCCGUAAUGACAUUAACGGAUUCUAUAACGCCUCUACAGGACAUGAUGUUUAUGAGGUCUAUGGCCUCUUUCUUUGCCGUGGCGAUGUUAGUGUCGAAGUUUGCCAAGAAUGUGUGAACCUUGCAAGAAACGAUGUGGUCCAACGUUGUCCAAUCCAGAAGGAGGCUAUCAUACGGUAUGAACAGUGCUUCCUGCGCUACUCAAACAGUAACAUCUUCUCCAGCCUGAGCGAAAAGUUUGCGUUUAUCAUGUGGAAUAGACAAAAUAUAACUGUUGAUGUACAAUUUAACAAGCGACUGGUGGAUACUAUAUCUGAUGCUGCUAAUGUAGCUGCAAGUGCGCCAUCAGGUUCAAAAAAGUUCGCAGCCAAAAAUUUUACUUAUACGUGGCUUGAAUCUCUAUACGUUCUUGUGCAAUGCACACCGGAUCUAUCUAAAUAUGAUUGUAAUCGGUGUCUUAACCUAACUCUCUCCUUCAUAUCAAUUUGUUGUAAUAAUAAGCGAGGAGGAAGAGUCAUAUAUCCAAGCUGUAAUUUUCGAUAUGAAACUUAUUUAUUUUACAACGUUGCUGCCGUCGUGGCCAUGUCACCACCACCACUAUCCACGCCCAUUCUGUUAUCUUGA